GAAAACCAACCAAGUUGACGUUAGCCGCGGCUAGCUUAGCUUAGCUAUGAUAUCCUAAAGCAGUAGGAACUUUAUGCCCCUAUUAAAAUAGCUAAAUAGUACUUUUCGCAGUCUUUGGGCGAACCCAGUUAAAUGGUUUAUGAGAAUGCACAGACAUGGGUGACAUGAAGACCCCAGAUUUUGAUGAUCUUCUGGCAGCUUUUGAUAUCCCAGAUGCCCCCGGACUGGAUUCUAAGGAACCCAUCCAGGGAAGCCAAGAGGAGAUAGAUAGUCAUCUAAAAAACUCAGUAAUGUGUCUGGAUGAGGGCUUACUCAGUAACUCUGCUGUCACUGGAGCAGAUAUUCCUCUAGUUAGUGUUAUUGUGAAAAACACAAGUCGCCAAGAGUCAUUGGAAGAUCUCAGCGAUCAGCUUCAUUUAGCACCAGCUUUGCAGAAUGGAUUCAAGGGAGAAGAGGCCUGUGUUAAGCCUGUGGAGCCCACUAGCCCAGAUCUUUCCUGUUCAUUUAAGGCUGGUUUGAAUGGAGAGGGCCCAAGAGAGCUUUGUGGAGAAACCCUACUUCAUCAGAAACCUGAAGAAGCACCAGGAUUAUCUCCAUCACUUUCCCAUUUUAGUCCCGUCUCCACUCCAGAGAAAGACAAGGUGUGUAGCAAAGACAAAAAGGUUUCAAAAGCAGAUAGGUUCUGUUUUCCCGAAGCUCGGGUUUUGCUUGAACCUUUGGUUCCAGGCAGAGAACAAAAAUCAAAUCUUUGCUUGUUUGAUGCAUCUCCCAGGAACACUCAAGAAUCCACAACAGAAAACAGAAGAAGUAAUAAUCUCUCUGAUAUCCGUGUCAGCAGUCAAACACCAAUUCCCUCCGUAAGCAGUGACAAGAGCUUCAUAGAGACAGGAUGCAAAUCUGAAAACACAGCCAGUGUCGCUGCCUCUAAUACUUCUGAGAAGUCUGAAGUUCCCUUCUCUAAUGAGGCCCCAGUUGAUCCAAAUGCUAAAAAGGAACCCGAAGGGGAAAAUAAUCCUAAAGAAUCACCAGCAUUUCACAGUGAUUGUGUCAAAGAUAGAAACAUGGCACCUAUAUCCCCAAGAAGCCCUAGAAGUCCAACUGAAACAGUAAAACGGUUAAUGAAACCCUCUGAUAGCCCUGUAAGCAUCUGUAGUGACAGCAGCGGUAAAACAUCCCCUGCGGUGGCGCCUGUGUCGUCCCCAGCAAUACCCAGAGUCAGGAUCAAGACGAUUAAAACCACUACUGGUCAGAUCAAACGCACGGUCACCAGCGUGCUGCCCGACUCAGAAACCGACGACAUUCAUUCUGCUUAUGAAUCCUCCCCGUCGCAGAGCAUGAUCAGCGAAGAUUCAUACUCUGUGUCCCCUCGUCAGUCUCAAGCUGUCGAUUGUAGUCCUGGGACUAACCCAGCAUGCACAUCUUCACCGAAAACACUCAGAGGGCCUGAGGAAAAGCCAAGACGCUUUAGGAAGGAGUCCCAAGGCGGCGGUCGUGCCGUUAAGCGGUCUGCUGGCCACAAAGCACAGAAAGUAAAAAGGGCGUCAUGUGCAACAGGUCAUACAUCCAAUACAAGCUUCCUUCCUAAAGCGAUGCACCUAGCUAGUCUGAACCUGGUCCCUCAUAGCGUGGCUGCCUCUGUAGCUGCCCGGCCCUCAUCCCAUCAGCAGAGUCCACACAUCCUUUCCUCUGCAGUGUGCAGCUCCGUCCCUCUGGUUCAUCAGGUGAAAGCAGCCAACCCUUUGCCCCGUUCGUCUGUUCCGAACACAGCAGCAGGAACUCUAAACAGGCUUUUAACCAGUGCCAACCCAGUGCCUAUAUACGUGCCUAACCUGAACCCCCCAGCAGAGUGCAGCAUCAACCUUCCACCUCAUGGAUAUUGCUGCCUGGAGUGUGGGGACUCUUUCGCUGUCGAGAAGAGUCUGGCGUUUCAUUACAACAGGAGAAGUGUUCAGAUUGAAGUAGGGUGCACACACUGCGCAAAGAGCCUGGUGUUCUUUAACAGGUGUGCGCUGUUGGCACAUGCAAGGGAGCACAAAAACAGCGGCAGUGUGAUGCAGUGUACACAGCUCCAUCUGAAGCCCAUAUCAGAGGAGCAGAUGUUUGUACCUCUGAGCCAAGAGCAAGGCCCAAACACCUCUCAGUCACUCCCCCCAAUAAACGAACCCGUCAUGCCCUUACAUCCAGAUAAUGUCAUUCCACACAGACUCCGUUGUCUGGAGUGCAACAAGCAGGUGGCUGACUAUAAGGAACUGGCAGGUCAUUACCAGAAGAUAUCAGAAGAUGUGGAAGGGCUGAUUUGUAAGGUAUGCUCAAUGUUGCUACCCAACAAGUGUAGCUUCAGAGCUCACCAGCGCCUCCACGCCCACAAAUCGCCCUACUGCUGUCCUGAGUGCGGUGCCCUGAGUCGUUCUGCUGACAUACAGAAGCACGUCAAGGAAAACUGUCUGCAUUAUGCUCGCAAAGCUUGGUACAAAUGUCUUCACUGUGAUGUGGUUUUCAGAACCCUACAAGGACAGAAGUCUCACAUCGAAGAGAAACACUUAGAAGUCUUUUACAAAUGCUCCGUCUGUCCUGUCGCCUUUAAGACUUCUGACGGCUGUGAAGCACACUUGAAAAAUAAACAUAGAUCUAGUAAACAAACACCUCAGUUGGUUUUUAAGUGUUCCUGUAAGGCACUUUUCAAGAAAAAACACCUUUUUUUCCAACAUUUUCAUGAAAAUGCCAACAAGCGAGUCACGUGUGUGUUUAAGUGUCCAGAAUGCAACUCGGUCUUUCCACAAAAGCGGCUUUUAAUGCAACACUUUAAGGGUGUUCAUAUUGGAAACCUGACAGCAGAGAUGGAAAAGGACACUAAAGAAAUAGAGGGGACUGAUGGGUGCCCAGGGUCUCAUCCUGUCCAGCAGGAGAAGAGUCACGUUCCCCGUAAACUCAUCGAUAGCCCAAGAAAAAGGUCAGAGCAGGACGCCAAAUCUGCCGUUAAGCCUCGAGGAUGGACCUGCGGCGAGUGUCUGCAGUGGUUUGCUGAGCGAGAGGCCUACGUCUCUCACAUGAAAAACAGCCAUGGAAAAUCAGUGAGGAAAUAUCCAUGUCGCCACUGUGAGCAGUCGUUCAACUCUGCCACCAGUCUGAGGAGACACAUUCGCAGCGAACAUGACGGCAAAAGAAGAAUCUAUUCCUGUUGGUACUGCACAGAGCCGAAGACGACUUUCACAACAAGCGUGAUGUUGAAGAACCACAUAAGUCUCAUGCAUGGUAUUAAAAACCCAGAUCUGAGCCAGAUGCCCAAAUCGUCCAUCACAGAACCUAAAAACCCUUCAGGAAAGGGGAUAAUAUCAGCUGUGAGGAGCCUGCAGGCUGACAGCCAGGGUUGCAGUGAUCUCGCCGCUCCGUCCGCUAAACGUCUUAAAAUGCAGCACCGCUGCUCAAAGUGCGGCUUCGUCACACAGGACAGUACAGAGUUCCAGCAGCAUAUACCUCAGCAUAAAACGGAUGAAAACACUCCUCAGUGCCUUCACUGCGGCCUGUGUUUCACAUCCGUGUUUUCUCUUAAUAGACAUCUAUUUAUUGUGCACAAAGUCAAAGAUCCCAAGAUAAAUGAAGAAGAGGAGGAGGAGAGAAAUGAUGGAGAAACGGAUAAGGACGGUCGAUCGGAUAGAUCAGCAGCAGCUGAUCAGGUAAAUGACUUGAAAUCACUGCAGGAUGAAGAAUCAGAAAAUUCAAAGCACGUCAAGACUACAAACAGUCAUUUAAAAUCAAACACUCGCUCCCAGACAGAAGCAGCUUCUCUCCAUCAGUGAGGAUUACAUAUGCUCCAGAAAAGGCUGCUUUUUUGUCACGUCUUUUUUUUUUUUUUUUUUUUUUAUGGAGUCGAGCCAAAUUUGUGCUCCAGCGUCAGCUUGACGCAGGACCUGCGCCCUGUAACUCCCUUAAAGCUCGACGUGCACCUUUCCUGACAAAUAUCUCUACGCCGUAGCAACACGUAUUAACAACUGCUAUUGGUCCAGGUGGCGUGUGUUUACAUGGAUCAUUGCUUUGCUCACAAGUAACCCUAAUGUGGAUCAACAGCAUAAAAUGUAACAGGCUGUAACUGAGUCAGUUUGCUUACCAGUUUGGCUUUGUUUAUUUUAAGCUCCUAACUGCUCCACCAGUCUGUGCUAGUAUUCAUUUCAAUAGUUUUGCACAUUUUCUUCUAAUAUCUUUUCAGGUUUGCGUUUCAUUUCUUUUCUUUAGAGGGACUUUAUUUAUGUUGCUUUCCAUACCCUUCUUUUGUGCGUUUUUAUAAUAGAAUGCCUUCCUAGUUUGUCCACUUAAUUUCUUGUCCAUUGAAAGCUUAAAAAGUGCUCCACCCUUCUACACAUCGAUCUGAUGCUGAGGUAUUAAUUUGGCUCACAGGAAUUAGAUUAUAUUAAUGCAUGCGGUAUAAACAUUUGGGGCCUUUUUUAUGUUAUUUUAAAAAAUGCAGUAUAUUUAAGAAAAUGUUUUUUUUUAUAUGAAGGACAGUAUUGUCAUUUUUCACUCAAGCAAAUUUACUUUGCAUGUUAGUAACAUGUUAAUCUUUCACAUUCAUCUACCCUCAUCUUUAUUUCCUUUUAAAGUUUUUUAAAAGCUGAUCUGAACAGGGUCCUCAGGAAUAUAGUUUGGGUAUAAGUCAAGUGAUGAUGGUUUAUAUGAAGCUCUGAGUUUUCACCAACAGUUGUCUAGUUAUGAGCUUAAGUUUUAAAAGCCACAAGAAGGUUAGAUUUUUGUAUUCUAACAUUUUUUUUUACAAGACUUUAUAGUUUAAUAGUACUUUUAUUGCUGCAAUCACAUAUUUUUGAUAAAGAAGAAUAAUUCUUUAAGACCAUAAACAGGUGUACAUUAAAGCUUAUUAAAGUAAACUUGAUUAAUUACAGCAUUUUCAAGCAGCUAGAAAUCAGAAUGGAUAAUUCUACAUAAUGCAGUUCUAACUUAUCAGCAUUUCAAAUAUGAAAAAAAAAAUCACCCAUUUCCACUUUGAUUCAUUAAAUGCAUCAAAUAAUAACCACACUAUUUAGCUCCAGAAAAUAUAUCAACCAAUUGUAUGCAUUUUGAUGCACUUUUUUAGGUCACAUAAUUGUUAUCUAAUGGUUAAGGACACGUGCAUUCCUCAUCUACCUUUGUGUAAAUAAGGAUUAUCUUGUGAUUCAUUUAAUUUUUGAUCCAAACUACUCACUUAAUGGAGUAUUUGUUUCUCUUUCAUUUUCUGUUAUUGUUCCAAAAAAGAAAAAAAAAAAUCUAAAUUGUGAGGAUCAGUAUUGACCUGAUCGAUGCAUCAUAUUCAUCAUGUUGAAAUAUGUGGUUUUUCAUCCCAGAUUGUGUUUUGUUUUUUUUGUUUUUUAAGUGGGGGUGGUAUUUGUGUGUGUAAGGGUUGGACAUGGAGGCAUUACAGUUUUGCUGCGGAAGUAUUGAAAAUACCUCAAAAUCACCAGAAGUGUAAUUUUUCCAGCAAACAAAUGUGAUUGUUGUUUGGAAUCAGGGUACAUGAUUUAUGUGGUUUUGGAUAAUCCCGAAAAGAUGUUAGAGCGAACUUCGGCGGCGCAUCUAGGAUACUGUUUUAUAAAUCCCAACCUGGGGACACGAUGGGAUGCAGAAUCAUUUCAGGGGAUAAAAAACUCAUGGAUCAGUGGUUAUGAAGGAUGUUCAUCUGCAGGUUUUGAUUUGUGCGGCAGUACUUCUUGUUUUUGUGUCGUCCCCGUGACGGUUCCUACCUCUACAGGAAAUGGCAAUGAUUGUUAAAUGUCCACAGGCUUUGAGAGGUUGAAGUUAAAUCUCAGUGCAAUGUUAGCAGUUAUUUUAUAAAACUUGCAUUCUCCCAUGUUUUUAAAUGUUAUUAAUUAUUCUGGGAAUAUUUAGGUUUAAUGGUCAUAUUGACUUAAUAAACGAGUGAAUUUUUUUCUAUUAAAGUGCUCAGAAUCUCACUGCAGCAGGUUACCUGUUCACAACCUACCUUUUUAUAACAUUCUGUAAAACACAUUUGUAUUUUUGAUACAGCCUACAAAAAGGAAUUUUAAAAAAUGUAUAUAAUGAAACCUGGAAUCCACAGCAUCCUUUAAGCCAUUACAUCUGUUUAGCAUGCAGUGGCCUGCGUCCCUCACUGUUACGUUUACAGGAAUUACAAAUAAACAGGUGCAU
Molecule: messenger RNA, 6150 nt
Organism: Cyprinodon variegatus (sheepshead minnow)
Lineage: Eukaryota; Metazoa; Chordata; Actinopteri; Cyprinodontiformes; Cyprinodontidae
Gene: znf592
Product: zinc finger protein 592
Exons: 9
Coding region: 156-3797 (1213 amino acids)
Source: RefSeq, a predicted model, not a curated record